AGCUCUGACGUCAUUUCGCUCCUCCUAGCAGGGAGGUAUUGAACAGUGUAGUGCUGGAGCCACCACCACCGCUCAUGAAAUCCCAAUUGGCGUUCAAAUUUUACAUAUUCUUUAUUUAUUAUUCGAAUCAGAUGGUAAAUGUUUAUUUAUCACCAUUACGCACACGCUGAUAGCUCAUUUUUAGUAAUUCAAAUACUAGUUUAUUUUGACAAUUAUUAUUUAAUUUUUACUUGAUCAUUUGAUAACUGAUAUCAUGUCAGACGAGAAUCAACCCCCUUCAAAAAAAAGACACAUUUCGACUGAUAAAUUGAACGUUAAGCAUGCAAUAUCGGAAAUUGGAAUAUUUAUCAACAAAGUGAAGAAUAAGUUAGAAGAAUUCAUUCAAUCAAAAAAUAAAAUACUAAAUUUAAGUUGUGGGGAAAACAGUUUUAAUUCUCAAGAUGAGCUACACGGUGACCACAACUCUGAGGAUAAUCAAAUCGGACAGUUCUCAACAUCAAGCGAAUGUCAAACAGUUUUUAAAGAGCUAGGAAUAAACAAUGUUAAUAAGAAAAUCUCUAAAUUGCUAGGUAUAUCAGAAAGAUCAGUAUAUGGAAUUAAAAUCAACGAUGCCAAAUUAAAUACUGAAUCAGUAAAAAAACUCAGCUCAAAAAAAAUAGUUUGCGAAGAAUUUUUUAUCUCUAUGAUAAGACGAUUAAAUCAGGAAUUUUAUAAAAAUAAAGAAUAUCCUACGGCCAGAAAGUUACUUGAUCGUUGCUUAGAUAAUCCCGAAUUUCCAAGAAUCAAACUAACGUUGUUUAGGGAGUGGAUGAUAAAUGAAUGCAAAUUUAAGUACCGAAAAAUCAAUAAAAAACCUGUGUUCUUGGAACGCUACGACAUCGUCGCCCAACGAGAAUUCUACCUAAGAAGUAUUCGCAAGUUUCGCCAAGAAGGAUACUCAGUAUUCUACUCUGAUGAAACCUGGGCGUCACCUGAUCAAGCGAGGAGUCGUUGCUGGCAGAUUUUAUUAUCUGAUGAAGAGUAUAAAGACAUGACGGGGUUUUGGGGUGGCGACUGUUUGCGGGAUAUGAACGGUUAUGCUGGGGGAUUUUUAUUGAAGUCGGCAAACGGACGCAUUAUAAUUAACCACAUUGGCAACGAAUUAGGAUUUUUGGCCGGUGGGGACGACGUUUUCAUCUCAAAAAAAGACACAAAGGACUAUCACGGAAACAUGAAUAGCGAUCGGUACUUGGAAUGGUUUGCCAAAAUUGUCGGAUUGGUGCCAGACAAAUCGGUGUUAGUGCUGGACCAGGCCCCUUACCACAAAAAAAGGGUAAAAGACUCAAUUAUGCCAACCAUGGCGUGGUUAAAGGCAGACAUACUAGCUUGGUUUGAAAGAAACGCUAUUCCAUUGCCAGAGAAUGUUUCUAACUUCUGCACUAUGACGAAACAAACUUUAAUAGCGCUGUCAAAAAAAUAUCCGAAGCCGAAGAAAUUCAUUGUAGAAGAAAUUGCCGAAGCCUCCGGGAAAAAUAUAAGAAUUUUGUGGUUACCUCCAGCUCAUUGUGAGUUCAAUCCCAUAGAAUUAGUUUGGUCAUUCAUAAAAAAUGACAUUGCUACUAAUAAUAAAGGCAAUAAUGCUGAGGGAAUAUUAGAGUUGGCAAAAUUAGCUAUUUUAAAAGUAACACCUGAAUUAUGGAGCCGUUGUGUAAAGCAUGCGAUUAAAUAUGAGGAUCGUAUGUGGGAUAGGGAUAAGCUUGUUGAUGAAUUUAUUUCUAACCCGAAGAUGGCUCAAAUUAUAAUUACUGCAGGAAAUGAUUCUUCCGAUUCUAGCUCUUCUGAUUCUGACGACAAUGAAUAAUAUAUCAUAAUAAAUAAAGAAUAUGUAAAAUUUGAA
This is a messenger RNA of Folsomia candida, 1876 nucleotides long. RefSeq lists its product as uncharacterized. The coding region runs from base 254 to 1840 and encodes 528 amino acids. The transcript has 3 exons. NCBI's taxonomy places the organism in Eukaryota, Metazoa, Arthropoda, Collembola, Entomobryomorpha, Isotomidae. Gene Ontology annotation, molecular function: nucleic acid binding. The record is from RefSeq and is a predicted model, not a curated record.